This is a messenger RNA of Anthostomella pinea, 1608 nucleotides long. The record is from the annotation of a GenBank genome assembly. Lineage: Eukaryota; Fungi; Ascomycota; Sordariomycetes; Xylariales; Xylariaceae.
AUGGCCGCCACCAUGAACGAAGACCCCGAGUCCAAGGUCCACGGUGUCCACGAGAUGGAGCACAAGGACGUCUAUGAUGAGAAGGCCGGCGUUACCGAUUACAAGGCCGGCGCCAUCGAGGCCGAGAACGCAGAGCAUGACAUGACGGUGUUGCAGGCCGUCAAAGCCUACCCUAUGGCUACCUUCUGGGCCUUUGUCAUAUCCUGCACCAUUAUCAUGGAGUCCUACGACGUCUUCCUCAUGAACAACUUCAUCGCCCUCCCUGCCUUUUAUAACAAAUAUGGCGUCUGGGACGAGGUCACCCAGAUGAAUGUCAUCGAGACCAAGUGGCAAUCUGCGCUCCAAGUGUCUGGCCAGCUGGGCGCCCUCAUCGGCGUCUUCCUCGCCGGUCCGCUGACCAGCCGCAUCGGAUACCGCUAUGCCACCCUGUUCGCCCUCAUGCUCUUGAAUGUCUUCAUCUUCUCCUUUUAUUUCGCCAAUUCGCUCCCCGUCAUGUUUGUCUCCCAGCUGCUCGAAGGCUUGCCCUGGGGUAUCUUCAUCGCCAAUGCACCGGCAUACUGCAGUGAGAUUGUGCCGAUUCAGCUGCGCGCCCCUGCCACGCAGAUGCUGCAGAUGUUCUGGGCCAUUGGCAGUAUCAUCGUCGGUGCCGUAACCUACGUUUACAACACCAAAUCUGGCGAGAGCGCCUACAGGAUUCCGAUUGCGCUUCAGUGGCUGUUCCCCACGCCGCUCUUCAUCCUGAUCUUCUUCGCACCGGAGAGCCCCUGGUGGCUGGUUCGAAAGGGACGGCACGAGGAAGCUGCAAAGUCGGUCGAACGCCUCGGACGCAGGUCACAGGUGAACUCGGGCGAAUCUGUCGCCAUGAUGCGUCGUGUCAUUGAGCUUGAACUGUCAGCCAAGAAGCCCAGUCUUCUCGAACUGUUCAAAGGCACCGACCUCCGACGCACCCUUAUUGUUUGCGGUAUCUACGCGGCGCAAAACCUCACGGGCAAUCUGAUUGCCAAUCAGGCCGUCUAUUUCUUCAAACAGGCUGGCAUCCAGACGAAUACUGCCUUUGCCUUGGGCCUCAUCACCUCGGCCCUGCAGAUGAUCUUCGUCAUGCUCUCAUGGAUCUUGACCACCUACUACGGUCGACGUUCGAUUUACCUCUGGGGUUCGGCGGCCAAUACCAUCCUCCUGAUUGCCCUCGGUAUCGCGGCCUCGGUUGGCGCGAGUAAUGCAGCUUCUCUGGCGCAGGCAUCCCUUGGCCUGAUCGUCUCAGUCCUGUUUACGCUGGGACCUGCGCCCGCUUCGUGGGUCGUCAUUGGAGAGACAUCGGCCAUCCGCCUCAGGCCCCUGACGACCGGAAUGGGCCGUGCUAUGUAUUACAUUGUCGAGAUUCCCUGUAUCUUCCUGGCCUCGUAUAUGCUCAACCCCCAAGGUGGAAACCUCGGAGGCAAGUGCGGCUACGUCUGGGGCGGCACGGGACUAUUCUGCUUGGUCGUGGCCUACUUCUAUCUGCCUGAGAUGAAGGGACGAUCCUACCGCGAGAUUGACAUCAUGUUCAAGCGCCGCAUCCCGGCUCGCAAGUGGAAGAAGACGGAGAUUGACGUCAAUGAUGACGAGUAG